Messenger RNA from Gekko japonicus, 5052 nucleotides. RefSeq names its product interferon-induced very large GTPase 1-like. The record is from RefSeq and is a predicted model, not a curated record. Gene Ontology annotation, biological process: regulation of apoptotic process. Gene Ontology annotation, molecular function: GTP binding. Lineage: Eukaryota; Metazoa; Chordata; Lepidosauria; Squamata; Gekkonidae.
AUGGCCUUUGAGACGAUCCGGAGGGGCCGUAGAAAGCUCAUCACCUUCCUCCAAAGAGCACCUGAUCUCAUCUUGGAUGAUACAGCCGCCCAGGGCUUUGUUUCCGAGGCUGAUUAUGAAGCUUUGGAUAAGCUUCUGGACCCUUGGGAGAAGAUGCGCAAGCUCUUGGUCAAGGUCCAGAUCAAGGGGGAACAGACGUGCCAUCAGUUCCUAGAAGGCAUCAGGAGCCUCUUUCCAGACCUGCCUCCAGAUCUGUGGCCUCCAGGAGCCGACAGAGAAUUAGAAAAUGUAUCUGGUUGGCAAGAACCUGGUCAGAAAGCGAUGGAGACAGAAAUUUUUGACGAAGGAGUUAAGAGCUUUCUGAUGAAGUUGGGUCUCCACAAGCGAUGCAGGAAACUCACCAUGGGAGAAAUCUUGGAAAUCAGCUCAGAAAGCCUCACAACUGUGGCUCCUCGGACACUGGAAGAUUUACCUCGGCACUUCUUGAGAAGACUGAUGGCUCUCAGUGGGACAGCCAGAAAUACAGGCCUCGUACACCAGAAUGAGGAAGAGUCAAAUGAGGAGGUUGAUAUGGAUGAUGAGGGGUUCUUUCUGGGGGGAAUGGACUCCGAAGUUUCUGUAAACCCCCUCGGUUGUGCUGUUCUGUUUUCUUCAGAUCAUUUCCUCCAGCAGCAGAUACUCCUCAAAAUGUCCAUGUGCCAGUUUGCCCUCCCUUUGAUCUUGCCACCUCCCAAGCGCACCUUUAUGCUCUGGGCUCUAAGGGACAUUGUGAGGAAAUGGAGGCCUCACUGCCUGGUGGAGCAGAGAGGCUUUAGAGAGGAGAGCCUGGUGCGAACAUCCAUGCCAACCAUUUCUUUUGUGCGGAUGGGCAGAUCUGGCCUCUCCAAAUCCAGGCUUCUCAAUGAGGUCUUCAGCUCCCCUCAGCAGCAUCAUGACUUCUUUAUACACAGGGAUAUGGAGUGCGGGAGUGCCCCACGAGAGAUCAGCGAUGGGGUGGUAGAAAUCUCCUGGUAUUUUCCUGGGGGGAGGGAGAAUUCAGAUCUUUUCCCAGAGCCUGUGGCCGUUACAAAUCUCCGUGGGGACAUUGAGUCACACUGGCUGGAAUUCAGCUUUUUAACAGAGGUCUCAUCAGCAGUGUUCAUCGUUACGGAGGACAUGUCUGACAAGCAAUAUGACCUGCUAGCCACUCUCCAAAGCUCGUCGUCUAAGUACUAUUUUAUCUUGAAUGCGGAUGGUGAGAAAUCAAAGGAAACCCGUAGGUUCCUGUGCAAACUCGCUCCACUGCUGAGCAUGACCAAAUCACAAAUACUGGUGAAAGAAAAGAAUAAAAACACCGCAGAAUUUGUGAAGAAAUUUCGGUCAACCAUAAAGAACAUUGUUCACGCUCCUCAAAAGGUGAUCAGUAUUGAAGAAAUGGCAAAGGUCAGCCAAGAAUUGGGAAUCCAGACUGAUGAAGACACAAAGGUCUGUCAGAAUGGCACUUUGCACGCCAAUGAGAUUAUUGAAGAAAUAGAAGAUGUUGUGGGCUACAAGAAGGAGAUGCUGAAACUUCAGGGGGACUUGUGGCGAAACCUGGCCAAAGUGGAGAAAGAAUUGUGCCGGAUGAAAAGGCAAGCUGAUACUCCAGUUGAAGAUUACAAGGCCCAGCUGAGAAAAAAACUGAUAGGCUUACGUUCACAGCAGAAUCAAUGUGACCUCACUAACGGAAUAACAAAAUUUAUUAACGGGAUACAACAGCUUCACCCAGUGGAGAAAUGUUAUUUCCUGAAAUGGUUAAAAUUCAACCUGGAUAACACUGCUAGGGCAAACUUGUCAAAAUUAAGAGAGGAGUAUAAAGAACUUUAUCACACUGCUGGAAGCGAUCCACAACAGCUGGCACAGCUGGAUGACUUAAUUUCCACCAGUUCCUUAGGCGUGGAACACUUCAUGCGUGAGCUGGGGCAGUUUUAUGAAGCAGAGUACAUGAUGGUGAAGGAAGGUAAGAUAACGGAGAAUGGUAGGCAAUUUGUACAUUUACCAGGCAUAGCUGCUGACCUGAUGCUGGAAGGGUUUCCAAUGGAGCUGAUUGAUGGAGAUGCCUCUAACAUCCCUAUGCAAUGGAUAACUGAUGUUUUGACUGCACUUCAUGCCAAAGUAGGGGGCAAGUCCAGGAUGAAGGUUCUAACAGUUCUGGGUGUCCAAAGCACCGGCAAAUCCACUCUUCUCAAUACUAUGUUUGGGCUACAGUUUGCAGUUAGCAGUGGCCGAUGUACCCGAGGGGCAUUCAUGACACUUCUAAGAGUCUCAGAGAACUUCCAGAAAGAGCUCAGUUGCAAUUUCAUCUUGGUGAUAGACACAGAAGGAUUGAAAGCCCCUGAGCUGGCCAAACUGGAGGACAGCUAUGAACAUGACAAUGAGUUGGCCACCCUGGUGAUUGGACUGAGUGACAUAACUCUUGUGAACCUGGCCAUGGAGAACGCCACCGAGAUGAAGGACAUCCUGCAGAUUGUAGUCCAUGCCUUUCUGCGGAUGGAGGAAACGGGGCACAAACCCAACUGCCAGUUUGUCCACCAGAACGUCAGUGAUGUUUCUGCCCAUGAUCAAAACAUGAGGGACAGGAAACGCCUCUUGGAGCAGUUCAAUGAAAUGACCAGAGUGGCAGCGAGAAUGGAGAAGCAAUUCAGGGAAGUUUCCUUUUCAGAUAUUAUGGACUACAAUCCAGAAAAACACAACUGGUACAUCCCUGGUUUGUGGCACGGUGUCCCGCCCAUGGCUCCAGUAAACAUGGGAUACAGCGAGGGUGUGUCAGAUUUGAAAAGGUCCCUGUUUGAAUUUAUGAGGACCUGCUCCCGAAACAGACAUUCCAAAGACAUCCCCCAGUUUGUUGAAUGGGUGAGAAGCCUGUGGAACGCUGUAAAACAUGAAAAUUUUAUCUUCAGUUUCCGCAACAGCCUUGUAGCUGAUGCUUACAACCAACUCUCAGCAAAGUAUUCAGAAUGGGAAUGGGAUUUCCAGAAGGAGAUGCAUCUGUGGGUGUCCAAGGCUGAUACCGCAAUUCAGAAUCAAUCCCUAGAAGUUAUAGAGUCUGGUGCGUUAGAUAAAUUGAGGCUUGAAGCGGAUCAGAAAUUGCGCGAUGGCCAGCAAAAGAUAUUACAGUGCAUACAGAGCUAUUUUGAGAGCGACAGAGAGAGCCUGCAUCUCAUAGAAAAGUACAGGGAAGAUUUUAUCAGAAGUGCAAAAGGUCUCCGGGAUCAGCUGGAAAGCUACUGCAUGAACAAAUGUCAGCAGGCCAUCCUCAUACGCAAGGGGAAAAGUAAGAUAGACAGUCUUCAGGCUAAGUACGUGAAAACCAUGGAAGGGAAGGUCAGCAGACUCCUGGAAGAGUGUAAAAGGAAGAAGUGCAAGCUGAAUGUUUCGGAAUUGAAGGGGGAAUUUGAGAAAAUGUGGGAGGAAAGCGUACUGGAGUUGCCAGCUAGUAACUUAACUCGGCGUAAUAUUUAUGCAGAUUUCCACCUUCAGCUCCAAAAAGAUCUUGAAGUACGUGGCGGCUUGGCCAACCAACUCUUCCAGAAGUUACCCUGCUUUACUGCCCGUUCCAGGCGUCCUUUCAUUGUGAAAGAUUAUCAUCUAAAAAAAUCAGUCAUGAGAACCUUAACCCAAGGUCUAUUAUUCAAGGAUUAUAUACAAGAACUAGAGGAAUACACCAGAUCCUUGAUUUGCAUAUGUGAGAGCUACGUCACAGAGAAAGUCAGCACAAAAGGAGACUACGAUGAAACAUAUUGCCGUGAGUUGCUGAGACUGAUCAACGAACAGCUUCGAGGAAAACAUUUUCAAAAGCUUCACACUACUAUUUAUUUCCAUGUGGAUCUGAAAUAUUUCAUUCUGGGAGACGCGGCUAACGCUUUCCAGGAGAUGCAUAUCAAAUUCUUCGAGGCGAACAACCCUCACCGAUGUCUAGAAAAACUCAAACUGCAGUAUUUUUCCACCUUCAACGACCUUUACUAUGAGAAGGAUGCUUGCCAGAAGAGAGCCAAGGAUUUCUGUGAUCUGUGUCUAAAACCAGCUCUCGUGGACCACCUCCACAAGAGACUUGGGCUAGAAAUAGUAGAUGAUCUCCUAAGCAGUGGGCAAUCCCUCCAGUAUGGAAGUAGGAGCUUCUUUCAAUUCACAGUGCAGAAGACAUUGCUAGAAGAGGAAAAAUUUGAGGACUACGUCAAGUAUAUAAUCAGAUAUGAGAAGUUUGUGAAAUCUUGGAUAGAGGCACACCUGUUAGACCAUUACAGAGAGAGAGACGAGUUAGCAGUCUUGGAGCGAGCGAUCCUGUCUGCUGUAAUGAGGAAAGCAAAAGAGGUUCUGGAGAGGUAUGAGAAAGAAACUGGGACUUUGGCUGAAUUCCUGAAGCAUUUUUACCAGGAUAUGAGUGAAGAGCUUGUCAUUUCGAAAGACAGUCUGGAUGUCAUCCUCUUCAACAACACUGCCAGCGCUGGAUCCUUCUCGGCCGAGGUACAGACCUGCAUCCCCACGGUGAUAGAGGACAUCCUUUCAGAUAAUUUUAAGAUGAGUGUCGAAGCGAUACUUUCAAACCUUCCGUUCAAGCCCCAGGACGAAAUCUUCAAGCGUGUGUUUGGCUGUGGGAAGCAGUGCCCUUUCUGUAAAGUCCCCUGCGAAGCUGGAGGCGUCAGCCACCAAGAACACUUCGCAUCAGUCCAUCGCCCUAAAGGGUUAGGGCGGUGUCGUGAACACAGUACAGGAAAACUUAGUUAUGCCUUAUGUUCCUCUAGAGUUGGUUCGAACGGGCAGUUUAGCAAUACGGACACGGCUGGGGAAUGGCAUCCUUAUAAACAGUAUCGCCAGUACUAUCCUGACUGGCGCAUCCAGCCCGAUGCUAGCAUCAUAGCCUCCGAUUACUGGAAGUUUGUAUUCAAAAAAUUCAAUCAACAGUUUGCUGAGGAGUACCAUGCCCUCCCUGCGGAUCUCCCCGAGGACUGGGAAAGAUUAACCAAACAGCAGGCCUUGGAAAGCAUCCAGGAAGCCUUUAAUAUGAAAGAACCAAAGUCACCCUUUCCCGCUUGA